This is a messenger RNA of Suillus fuscotomentosus, 459 nucleotides long. RefSeq lists its product as uncharacterized. The transcript has 9 exons. NCBI's taxonomy places the organism in Eukaryota, Fungi, Basidiomycota, Agaricomycetes, Boletales, Suillaceae. Bases 1 to 459 code for a protein of 152 amino acids. The record is from RefSeq and is a predicted model, not a curated record.
AUGUACCUGAUAGGUACUCAUGUCUCAGUCUCUGGAAACAGAACUGAGACGCUCGUCUGUGUGGGCACUAGACUUUAUACUCUUUGGGCCCGAUGUGAAACCAAGAUAAAGACUGUUGCCUUCGACAGCAUGUUUUUUUCAGCUCCCAAGGAUGAUCAUAAAUCUCUCGUAGAAUUAGGCAUCUCAGUCUUCCUCCCAGAUACUGAGAUCUCUCAUCUCAGCUGUGUGACCCUGUCUAAGAAACCUACAAGUAGAGAUAGGUGUUUAAGCUCUAUAGUGCUGUAUUCACUUCUCACCAAAUUUGCGGUGCUUGUCAAGUUGUCCUCUGUCCAUACUACUAGUGUCAGCCAGAACCGGACCAUAAUAUGGCUCUCGGUUCUGGCAUUGGGCGAACAGUUCAACUUUGGUUCGGACCGGUCCCAAACUGUUCUGAACCGUGAACCGAAAGAAGCUUGUUGA